Messenger RNA from Cuscuta campestris, 434 nucleotides. The record is from the annotation of a GenBank genome assembly. Lineage: Eukaryota; Viridiplantae; Streptophyta; Magnoliopsida; Solanales; Convolvulaceae.
ACCGCCGCUAGGGAUGAACAUCUAGACGGACGCCUUGAAAGACGAGUCUAAAGGACUCGUGACAGGAUGACCUGGAAGGGUUCACAAACACGUAGGUUACGCGGUUGAUCUCUGGAUGACCAGUCCGAACGACAUGGCAUCGCCGAAUACUCAUCAGGACAUACCUUCGAGAGACCGCCCGGGUAGAGAACCAGGACUUGGUGUACUAGUACGGACAAGGAAGCAUCAACUCAGGAACAUGUCAUGGGCCCACCGUGUGGCCAGGCAUGGGCGCCCACGAGUCAAAGUCUCCCUCAUGUUUCCAAGCUUCACUAUAAAUAUGCUUGUAACCCUCAGUUGGAGGAAUUAGAUUUUCCCCUCUCUAAAAGCAUAUUGAGCAACACUACCUUGUAAUACUCGUACAUUCUAAUAAUAAUUAAACUAUGGGUGUUCCC